This is a messenger RNA of Sclerotinia borealis F-4128, 1032 nucleotides long. Lineage: Eukaryota; Fungi; Ascomycota; Leotiomycetes; Helotiales; Sclerotiniaceae. The record is from the annotation of a GenBank genome assembly.
AUGGUUUCCCAAACAGUCAACGUUUUGUUGACCUCAUUUCCCGGAUUGAACUUACCAUCAACUCUAUCGCUACCGUUACCUACCACAACAACCAUCACAGAGCUUCAAGACAAACUUUACGAGCGCAUACCAUCUCAAGAUCGUCGCCUCAUCCUCACGACUAUCUCAAACAAACUACUUUCCGCCGAAUUAUCCUCCCCAAUAUCAGAUUUGUUAUCUAAUCCAGACGAUGAAUUCCUAUCUUUACGACUCUCAGCGCGAUUAUGUGGUGGCAAAGGUGGUUUCGGAUCCCAACUUCGUGCUGCAGGAGGUCGUAUGUCAUCGAAACGUAAGAAGGGCCAAGGUGAUCAAAAUGGAUCAAGUCGAAAUUUGGAUGGUCGUAGAUUAAGAACAGUCAAUGAAGCAAAGGCAUUAGCUGAAUAUCUAGCAAUCAAACCAGAAAUGGCUAAGAAAGAUAAGGAAGAGAGAAGGAAACGAUGGGAACAAGUUGUGGAAUUGGCAGAACGAAGGGAGCAGGAAAUUAAGAAUGGAACGAAGGGAAAAGUAGAUGGUAAAUGGGUUGAGGAUAAAGAGGAAGCUGGAGAGAGAACGCGUGAGGCUGUCAUUGCGGCUAUGAAGGCUGGAGAUUUUAAGGAUAAUUUGUUGGCAACGUCUUCAGGUAGUGGCUCAGGGACCGACGGCUCUACCAGUGAAGAAGAUGACGUUAUGGGUGGCACAGACUCGAACGAUACGACCGCACCCUCUGAAUCCGCACCUAGUAAACCAAAGGCUAUGAGUUUCUUUGGCUUUGAUGAAGAUGAUGAGUUCAUGAGCGAUGACGAGGAAGAAGACGAGGAAGAAGAAGAGGAGGACGACGAGAAGGACGACGUUAAAGCCAAAGAGCCCGAGGUCCCGGAGGAAGAAGAAGAAGAGGAGGAGGAAGAGGUUGAAGAGAUUGCCAAAGAACCAACACCACCUCCAGCUCCUGCCCCAACCAAAACUAAAGGCCGAUCAAAGAUCCCCGUCAAAGCUCCCACAAAAGCACCAGCAUAG